This is a messenger RNA of Exophiala viscosa, 1524 nucleotides long. Its product is annotated as Indoleamine 2,3-dioxygenase. Gene Ontology annotation, molecular function: indoleamine 2,3-dioxygenase activity; heme binding; metal ion binding. Bases 133 to 1434 code for a protein of 433 amino acids. The transcript is spliced from 3 exons. Gene Ontology annotation, cellular component: cytoplasm. The record is from RefSeq and is a predicted model, not a curated record. Lineage: Eukaryota; Fungi; Ascomycota; Eurotiomycetes; Chaetothyriales; Herpotrichiellaceae. Gene Ontology annotation, biological process: 'de novo' NAD+ biosynthetic process from L-tryptophan.
CACUGAGUGAAGUUUAUCCUUGGUUAUUGAAAUUGACCCGCCUCCUCCAAAGCCCGCGGCUUACCGACAAUGCACCUUCCUUGACAGAUGCUUCACAUCUUUGCAUAGCUGGCAAUUGAUUAUUUCGCUGCAAUGAGAGAAAGACCAGAAGACUUCCUCAAGAGGUACAGCACCACAGCCAGGCAUGGUUUCCUGCCCGAGCAGCUGCCACUGCAACGUCUGCCACAGGCAUACUAUGGUCCCUGGGAAGAACUGGUUGAACACCUCCCUGAUCUCAUCAGAAGUCGGCGGAUCAGGUCUAAGAUCGAAUGUCUUCCUACGCUUGACACAGUGCACUUGCAGGAAGAACCUGAAUGGCAGAGAGCAUAUUCACUAUUGGUUUUCCUGACUCAUGCAUACAUAUGGGGAGGCGAAAGACCAGCAGAGAUCCUCCCACCUCAAAUCACGUGUCCUCUCCUGCAGGCUUCUGAACAUUUCGGUCUCCCACCGCUUGCGACUUACGCAGCGCUCAACUUGUGGAAUUUCGCUACGAAAGAGUCUGACGGCGACCUUACCGAACCAGGAAACCUCCGUUCACUACACACUUUCACGGGCACCAAGGAUGAGGAGUGGUUUUACCUGAUAUCGGUGUCUAUGGAGGCGACGGGCUCCAUUUUCAUAUGGGAGCUGCUAAGGUGCCUGCAUGCCAUUGGGCACGACGGCAGCAAGACAGUAUUGUCAUGUCUUCAAUCCAUCACAGCAGGUAUUGACGACCUUGGGCGAUUACUGGAGCGAAUGCACGAGCAUUGUGACCCGCAAGUAUUUUACCAUAAUAUCAGACCAUUGCUAGCAGGCAGCAAAGGCAUGGCGGCAGCUGGCCUGCCCAGAGGCGUUUUCUACGAUGAAGGAGACGGGAAAGGGGAAUGGCGACAGCACAGUGGCGGAAGCAACGCUCAAAGCUCUUUGAUUCAGCUGUUGGACAUUUUUCUCGAAGUCGAUCAUCAUGCGACCGGAGAUCGGAGUCCCUCGCAAGAACAUUCGGCUUCAAAAUCAAAUCCUUUCAUGCAGGAAAUGAGGAACUACAUGCCACGGAUACACCGAGAAUUCCUAAGUCAAAUUGAGAACUUGAGCAAUAUCAAGGACUAUAUGUCGCGGCCGACCACAUCCGACGACGUUCGAGAGGCGUACAAUGAAGCUGUCGCCGCACUGGUCAAUAUGCGAGAUAUUCACAUCCGCAUCGUCACGCGCUACAUUAUUAUGCCUUCUCGGAGCCCUCCUGCUCAUUAUAUCGUGCUGGAGAAGACACUUAACCUGGCCACGGCUUCUUCGACGAGCCAAGAACCGGAAAAUUCGGGCUGUGAGAAGAAACAACUGCAAGGAACGGGAGGAACGGAUUUGAUUCCAUUCCUGAAACGGACUCGCGAUGAGACGCGUGAUGCCACUGUGGCCAUAUGACGUUGAUGCAUCGAUUUUAGCGAGCAUAGAAGUAUACAAGUUAUGCACGAAUAGAUUUAGACUGUACAUGGCGUACUGAUGGUCUGAAGC